This is a messenger RNA of Achroia grisella, 636 nucleotides long. RefSeq lists its product as uncharacterized. The coding region runs from base 1 to 636 and encodes 211 amino acids. The transcript is spliced from 3 exons. NCBI's taxonomy places the organism in Eukaryota, Metazoa, Arthropoda, Insecta, Lepidoptera, Pyralidae. The record is from RefSeq and is a predicted model, not a curated record.
AUGAAAGCGUGCUUUGUUUUACUCGCCUUGGUAGCCGUUGCCUGCUCGGCACCUCAGCAGCGCAAGCUAUUCCAUGAACAUUUUGAAGAUUUUCUAAUCGUUAUAGGAGAGUCUGCAGGCCAGGAAUUGACAGAGCUUGCGGAGAAAUACUUUGAGUUUGAAGAGUUCCGGGCAACUAUCGACUAUAUAGCGAGUACAGAUUUUAAAAAUCUCGUUUAUGAGAUGGAGUCACUACCGGAAUUCAAAGCUGUAAUCGAUUUCUUGGAAGCGAACAAUAUCGAUAUUUUAUACUUCAUCGAUAGAUUCAACACUCUGCUUGAGGAAGGACCAGGUGGUCCUCCUAUGUCAAAGGGUGCACGUGUAGAACCUAGUGGAACAGAUUUUACAUCGUUUAUCAAAGAUAACAUUGACUUGUUCCCGAAAGACGAUCUCUUUGCUCUGUUUGAACAGAAGAUCGCUGAAGAUGCAGAUUUUAAGUCAGCCUUCGAUAAUUUGAACAGUGAUGAGUGGAGAGAGAUCUUUGGUGCUUUAUGGGAGAGUGAACAGUUUUUGGCUGAAGUUCAAACUUUGGCUGACAAUGGAAUCGAUGUUGGAAUCCUUCUUUAUGAAAUUGUGGCAAUCUUUGGACUCAAUUAA